Molecule: messenger RNA, 2325 nt
Organism: Phragmites australis (common reed)
Lineage: Eukaryota; Viridiplantae; Streptophyta; Magnoliopsida; Poales; Poaceae
Product: glucan endo-1,3-beta-glucosidase 14-like
Exons: 4
Coding region: 873-2120 (415 amino acids)
Biological process (GO): carbohydrate metabolic process
Cellular component (GO): plasma membrane
Molecular function (GO): hydrolase activity, hydrolyzing O-glycosyl compounds
Source: RefSeq, a predicted model, not a curated record
CACCACCUCCGGCCCACGACACGCGCGCACGGUCACGGUGCCACCUCCCUGUGCUGCUGGUGCCUGCCCGGUUGCUUCCUGCCUCGUCGUCCCCCUCCGCGUUUCAAAAAUCAAAUCCCCAAACCCCUUCCUCCGAUACCCAGCCUGAGUUGCGGUUUUUUCCCUUCUUCUCCCCCCUCCUUUCUCUCUCUACCGCUCUCGCCGCUGCAGCGGCGGCCAGCCGGAGCGGAAGGCGGCGUCCGCGGUGCGCUCCUCCCCUCCGACCGACCGCAUCGCGUCCCCUCCGUCGGGUCGCCGAUCCACUCCCACCGCCCACCUUUUCCCGAUCUCCUUCUCGCUAAGCAAACCCUCAAGUCCUUAACCCCCUCGCCCAUCCGAGAUUAGCCAAGAAAAGCUCCCCGCUUUCCCCCCUGGCAUCCGUUCCACCACUCCGCUUUGCUGCUUGGUAGUGCUAUUGCUAUACUAUUACCGGCACAGCGGUUGACUGCUCACUGCUACCGGGUAGGGUGUUAGAGGCCGGCGCAAGAGUCAAGAUUCCUUAUUGGCCGUCUGGGUUUAUGCGGCCUGCCUUGGUUGGUGGUGGACUGGUGGUGGUGUCUGAUUGCGGCGGCUGUGGAGUUGCAUGGUGAGUGAAGCGAGGGAUCCGAGAUUCUCGUAGAUUAUUUUUUCCCCCGUUCUUAACGAUUCCUGCUCCAGUGCGACGGCUGAAGCGGCGGCGGGCGAAUAGCAGCCGCCGGUGCCCGGCCUUGGAGCGGCCCCGGUCCAUCUAUGGAACUUGCCGCCCAUGCGCCGUGCCCCGGGACGGAAGUGAAGUGCCCAGUACGGCGCGUCUUGCCUGCCCCUCUGACGCUGCUGCCCGCCAUGGCAAUCUCAUGCUUGGUUCUUGCUCUGUGCUGAUGGAUUGCCAGGCUGCUGUGAUGGCUCCGCAGCGUCGCGGGUGUGAUCGCUGGAUGUUGCUGCUCUUCUGCUGCUGCCUCCUCGCCUUCCCCUCACAUGGUCCUCAAGCGGUUGAAGCAUUUGUCGGGGCUUAUGGAAUAAACUACGGCAGAAUAGCAAAUAACAUCCCUUCCCCGGAUAAAGUGGUGGAGCUCCUGAGGAAUUCGAAGAUAAGGAAUGUCAAGAUAUAUGAUGCCGAUCACAGUGUUCUUGAUGCAUUCAAAGGGUCUGGGCUCAACCUGGUCAUUGCAAUUCCCAAUGAGUUACUGAAGGAUAUGGCUGCAAAUGAGAGCAGAUCGAUGGAAUGGCUGAAUCAGAAUGUGCAGCCUUAUCUCCCUCAGACGCGGAUCGUUGGGAUUACAGUGGGAAAUGAGGUGCUGGGAGGCCAAGAUCAAAGCUUGUAUGAGCCUCUUGUUGAAGCUGUGAAGAAUGUGUAUAAUGGACUUAAGAGGCUUCACUUGGAGAGCAAAAUCGAGCUUUUCACACCUCACUCAGAAGCUGUUUUUGCUAAUUCUUAUCCACCCUCUGCGUGCGUCUUCAAGGAAGAACUCAUGGCUUAUAUGAAACCACUCCUGGACUUCUUUUCAAUUAUUGGCUCACCUUUCUAUGUCAAUGCAUACCCCUUUUUGGCUUACAUAAGUGAUCCGGACCAUAUUGACAUUAAUUAUGCUCUCCUUAAGCCCAACCCUGGAAUCGUUGAUCCGAAUACUAGUCUGCACUAUGACAACAUGUUUGAUGCUCAGAUAGAUGCAGCUUAUGCUGCUCUGCAGGCCGCUGGGUAUAAUGACAUGGAGGUUCGGGUGGCAGAGACUGGCUGGGCUUCAAGUGGAGAUCAAAAUGAAGCAGGAGCUUCAUCUGAUAAUGCAAGGACUUAUAAUUUCAACCUCCGUAAACGACUCUUUCUGAGGAAGGGAACUCCUCUCAGGCCAAAGAGACCAGUCAAAGCAUAUAUCUUUGCCUUGUUUAAUGAGAAUUUGAAGCCUGGACCUAGCUCCGAGAAGCACUAUGGGCUGUUCCUUCCUGAUGGAAGGAUUUCAUAUGACAUUGGUUACUCAGGUUUAUUACCUUCAUCUGCGUCCUCAUCCGUGUUGACCAUUAAGAAAGUUCAAGCUGGGGGUUGGAUCGUCCACUAUUUGGCUACAGUGAUUUUUAUCUAUUUUCAUUUUCUGGCCAUAGUGACUUGAGUACGGCAUAGCACAUCUGUAGUAAAGGAUGAUGUGCAAUUGUGCAUCAGACUGACUGGCUGACAAGAUUAACAAACCAUUGUUCUUUCUUCCCCAGUAAGCAUUGUAUCUUGACAUAUCAGUUACCAUUAGACACUCAGAGCAUAUGCUGACCGAAAGAUCAGAACUCUUUCUUGUGGGGGUGUUGAAGGAUUGUAUAUGGACC